AUGAAACUUGAUAGAACCGAAGUGAGAAAAUUUCACGAAAAUACAAAGAAGGGCAAACAGGUUAUAAAAAAUACAAAGAAAAAGGAAUAUAAACAAAAAGAAUUAUGCUUCAAGUGUGAACAAAAGGGCCAUAUAGCAAAAAUAUGCUUUAGCAAACAAACUUCAAACCCUGGAACCUCUUCAAAUACAAAUACUAAUAUUGAGCAAGUGAACUUAAUAGAAAAGGAAGUUAAUGUUUGUAAUUCUGGUGUCUUCAAAGAUUUCAUUAAUGUCCAAUUUGUAGAAACACAUCAAUUAAUGAUCAAUGAAAGUAUAGAAGAAAGUCAGCAGUAG
Racocetra persica is the source of this 333-nucleotide messenger RNA. The record is from the annotation of a GenBank genome assembly. Lineage: Eukaryota; Fungi; Glomeromycota; Glomeromycetes; Diversisporales; Gigasporaceae.